CAGAGCUCUAAAUCAAAAAUAAAUAUUUCUAUUACCAUAUCAGCAACACCCAUUUUUCUUUGACAAUGGCUGUUGUUUCUUCACUUUCCCAUGCUAAGGCUCUCCGGUUCAUAGAGGAGAUUACUACAGAUGCUGACUCGGUUCAGCAGAGGGUGUUGGCUGAGAUUUUGAAUCAGAAUGCUGAUACGGAGUAUCUGAACCGGUUCCGGCUCAGUAGAACCGCCGGCCGAGAUGAGUUUAAGUCAAAAGUUCCAGUGGUUACUUACGAAGAUCUCCAGCCUGAUAUCCAACGUAUUGCCAAUGGCGAUCGCUCCCCUAUCUUUUCCUCUCGUCCCAUUUCUGAGUUUCUUACCAGUUCGGGGACAUCGGCUGGGGAGAGAAAACUAAUGCCGACAAUUAAAGAAGAAAUGGAACGUCGUCAGCUACUUUACAGCCUUCUAAUGCCCAUCAUGAACAAGUUUGUGCCAGGGUUGGACAAAGGGAAAGGACUUUACUUUUUGUUUGUGAAGGCAGAAACUAAGACCCCUGGAGGGCUACUGGCACGUCCGGUUCUCACUAGCUACUACAAGAGUGACAUCUUCAAGACUAGACCAUACGAUCCUUUCAAUGACUACACUAGCCCAAAUGACGCCAUUCUAUGCCCCAAUUCCUUUCAAAGCAUGUACACUCAAAUGUUAUGUGGCUUGUUGAUGCGUGGCCAAGUCCUCCGUGUCGGCGCCGUCUUUGCCUCCGGUCUCCUUCGCGCCAUUCACUUCCUCCAGCUCAACUGGAAACAGCUGGCACACGACGUCGCCACCGGAACCCUAAACCCUAAAAUCACGGACUCUUGUCUCCGUGAAUGCAUAACAUCCAAAUACCUAACAAACCCGAAUCCGGAGCUGGCGGAAUUCAUCUCCAAGGAAUGCUCCACGGAAGAAUGGGAAGGGAUUAUCACUAGAAUUUGGCCGAAUACUAAAUAUUUGGAUGUGAUUGUGACUGGAGCCAUGGCUCAGUAUAUUCCUACGCUCGAAUUUUAUAGCGGGGGUUUACCCAUGGCUUGCACUAUGUACGCUUCAUCCGAAUGUUAUUUUGGGGUAAAUUUAAACCCAAUGUGUAAACCCUCGGAAGUGACUUACACCAUCAUGCCAAACAUGGGCUACUUUGAAUUCCUCCCCCACGACAUGUCUUCUUCUCCGACUCGACUUGUCGACCUUGCUGAUGUGGAAGUCGGGAAAGAAUACGAGCUCGUGAUCACAACAUACUCUGGACUCUGCCGUUACCGAGUCGGUGACAUCCUACACGUAACUGGGUUCCACAACGCGGCCCCACAGUUCCGAUUCGUGAGGAGGAAGAACGUUCUUUUGAGCAUUGAUUCUGACAAGACGGAUGAAGCCGAGUUGCAAAAGGCCAUUGACAAUGCGGCGUUGUUGCUGAAGGGGUUUAACACUAGCGUGGUGGAGUACACGAGCUAUGCAGAUACCAAAACAAUUCCCGGACAUUAUGUUAUAUAUUGGGAGCUUCUUGUGAAAGACGAAGUUACAAAUUUCCCUUCAAGAGAGAUUUUAAACCUGUGUUGUCUGGCUAUUGAAGAGAGCUUGAACUCGGUGUACCGCCAAUGUCGAGUGGCCGAUAACUCAAUCGGACCGUUGGAGAUCAGGGUGGUGAAAAAUGGGACGUUUGAAGAGCUAAUGGACUAUGCGAUCUCAAGGGGGGCGUCGAUCAACCAGUAUAAGGCACCACGGUGCGUAAACUUCACGCCCAUUCUCGAACUUCUCGACUCUAGGGUAACCUCUGUGCACUUCAGCCCAUCCAAGCCACACUGGACACCGGAACGACGCCAUUAAACAUCGUCAGUCAAGUUGCCUAUCUUUGUGCGUCGGACGACUAAAAUAUUCGAUCAUAUUUAUCACAUGUCAAAUUCUUCUUGCACAUUUUUAAAAAUAUUUUAAUUUUUUUUAAUAUGUGAUGAUAAUGAAAUAAAUAAAGAUAAGUGCAUUUUAGAAUA
Messenger RNA from Benincasa hispida (wax gourd), 1984 nucleotides. Its product is annotated as putative indole-3-acetic acid-amido synthetase GH3.1. Gene Ontology annotation, molecular function: acid-amino acid ligase activity. NCBI's taxonomy places the organism in Eukaryota, Viridiplantae, Streptophyta, Magnoliopsida, Cucurbitales, Cucurbitaceae. The record is from RefSeq and is a predicted model, not a curated record. Gene Ontology annotation, cellular component: cytoplasm.